AUGACAACUUUUACUGAUAAUAAAAGUUCUGAAAUUUCAAUAUAUUGGAUAAAAAAUCAACUUCUAAAUAAAACACUUUUGUCCAAUCAAAAGGAUCAAACUUUUUCAUCAACAAAUAAUUCAGAAGAACCUUUACCAAAAAAGCGAUCAUCAGGCCAACAACAACAUCAAUCUAUUUCAUCUAUAAUAAAAAACGCAAAAUCUAAAACUAUUCUAUUGAAAUCUAAUAAUAAAACUAAUCUUAAAUAUAAAAGUGGUGGUAGCUUUAAUGGUUUAAAAUCAUCUAUAAAUAUUGAACGUAAGCAUCCAGAGCUUAAGAUUUUAAUGGAUCAACAAUAUAAUUUGGAAAAAGAUAUUAUAAAUAUGAAAAAUAAUAUACAAAAAAUCCAACUGGCAAUGAGUUAUGAAGAAAAGGAUGAAAAAAAUACCAUUGAUGAAUUAAUUAAAAAAUGGAGAAGUGCAAGCCAAGAAGCAGCAGAAUUGUUACACUCCAAAAUGCCUAAAAGAAGUUCAUUCCUUGAAUAUUCAGGUUUUUCUUAUUCAUAUGGGAAUUGGGAUGUUGAUAAAGUUGAUAAAGAUUCUAUGACAUUUAUGCUUUUAAAUAUGGGGGUUGAUCUUGAUUCAAUAAAAUGGAAUCAAGAAGAUGAAUGCUUUGAAGAUCAAUGA
Entrophospora sp. SA101 is the source of this 666-nucleotide messenger RNA. The record is from the annotation of a GenBank genome assembly. NCBI's taxonomy places the organism in Eukaryota, Fungi, Glomeromycota, Glomeromycetes, Entrophosporales, Entrophosporaceae.